This is a messenger RNA of Lampris incognitus (smalleye Pacific opah), 4647 nucleotides long. It is a transcript of the gene dipk2ab, whose product is annotated as divergent protein kinase domain 2Ab. The transcript has 4 exons. NCBI's taxonomy places the organism in Eukaryota, Metazoa, Chordata, Actinopteri, Lampriformes, Lampridae. The record is from RefSeq and is a predicted model, not a curated record. Bases 739 to 2046 code for a protein of 435 amino acids.
CGCUGGUGUUGAAAAGAGUGGAAACAGAGCGCCGUUGUGGCGUUUGAGCCGCGGCUCGGGGAGAUAAAGACACGGGAACCGUCCUCUGCGCGCGAAGGGACCCGCGAAGAGCCGGCAGACAUGGACGUUAACACGGGACGCGGGCGGCGGCGUCGUCCUUCGUGAAAAAGGAGCCGCGGCGUCCGGGCGGAAACGUCCGGUGCGGGAAGAGUUAAGAGGAGACAUCGCGAAGUGUUUGCUUCUUCGGCUAGCAGGCUAGCUCGGCUAGACACCGAGGAGAGCUGGGAAUGGGAAGCCGGUGCGAGUUUUCGCCCCCAUCGAGGUCUUUGUCGCUCGCCGACGGAGCAAAAAUCCCAGUAGGGGCAAAUCGCCCAUUUUGAAAAAUUUGUCGACCGAAACGCGCGGCUGUCCGCCGGCGGCAGCCCGGGAGGAGACGGCAACUUUGGAGACGGCUGCGGGAGCCCAGCGCCGAGACGCGUCGCCGCCGAGCGCUCGGGAAGUGGGGAAAAGUCGCACAGGCCUGCUGGUUCGAGUUUGCACCAAGAAGGGAGAACAUGACUCACUGGCCUCUCCCAGAACUGGGCCAACCUAGCAUCAGCCUACCGCUUUAGAUGGUUACCUCCAAACACCAUGACGGAGAGCCAUUUAGGCUAGGCCCCUGACGAUCAUCUCAACGCCCUAUCCCCCAUCCUGCCCCCCUGUCCCUUCCCCCCCGCUCCCUGCCAAUACUGCCAAAUCAUGCUGCGUUUUCUGCCCCUCAAGCUUGGCCGCCUCUACCGCUGUCUGAAGCUUUUGUUGGUGGUGGGCUUGUUCGUCAUCUUGCUGAUGAACACCCACAAUCUGUUUGCGUCCUUCCAGAAGAAUGAGCUUACUGACAGACGCUUCAUCAACCUCAACAAGUGCCCCGCCUGUUUUGGCACCAGUUGGUGCCGCAAGUUCAUGAACGGCCAGGUGUCGUUUGAGAAAUGGGAACGCCUGCGGUUCCUGGACGUCUUCAACGUCAAGAACGUCUACUUUGCCCAAUAUGGCGAGCCCCGGGAGGGCACACGCCGUGUGGUGCUCAAACGGCUCGGCUCCAACCAGGAGUUAAUGGACAUAGACCAGAAAAUCUGCAAGAGGGCUACAGGUCGGCCACGCUGCGACCUCAUCCAGGCCAUGUAUAAGACAGAAUUUGCCCGGCUAAAUGGGGACGUUCGUCUGCUCACUCCAGAAGUGGUAGAAGGCUGGUCAGAUCUCGUGCACUGCCCCUCCCAGAGGCUGCUUGACCGCCUGGUCCGCAGGUAUGCUGAGACCAAAGACUCAGGCAGCUUCCUGCUCAAGAACCUCAAGGACACAGAGAGAAUGCAGCUGCUCAUGACCUUGGCUUUCAACCCGGAGCCACUUGUCCUACAGAGUUUUCCAUCCGAUGAAGGCUGGCCGUUCGCCAAGUACCUGGGCGCCUGUGGGCGCAUGGUGGCCGUCAACUACGUGGGCGAGGAGCUGUGGAGCUUCUACAACGCGCCGUGGGAGAAGCGGGUGGACCUGGCGCGCCAGCUGAUGGACAUCGCCGAGCAGCUGACCAACAACGACUUCGAGUUCGCUCUCUACCUGCUGGACGUCAGCUUCGACAACUUCGCCGUUGGCCCGCGUGACGGCAAGGUCAUCGUGGUGGAUGCCGAGAACGUCCUGGUGGCCGACAAGAGGCUGAUCAAACAGAACAAGCCAGAAAAUUACGACGUGUGGUACGAGAGCCGCUUCGAGGAGUGCGACAAGGAGGCGUGCCUGUCCUUCUCCAAGGAGUCGCUGUGCUCCAGGGUCACCGUGGAUCACAACUACUACGCCGUGUGCCAGAACCUGCUAUCGCGCUACGCCACGUGGCGGGGCACCACUGGAGGCCUCCUCCACGACCCCCCUGCCCAAGUAGUCAAAGACGGACAGCUCGACGCCCUGCUUGACGAGUGUACCAAACCCAAAAAGCGCUACGGUCGCUUCCAGGCUGCCAAGGAACUGCGCGAGUACCUCACACAGCUGGCUGCCGCAUCCUCUUCCUCGGCCUUGGCCAGGUAAUGAAUGUAGCCGGCAUCUAUACGAGGUCCCACCGGGGGGGGGGGGGUGGGGAUAGUUGGUGGGGGUGUGGCGUGGCGAAUACCCUACCCCUGACCUUUGACCGCCGACCUUUUGAGCUUCGUAAAUCGCAGUCCCUCUACGUGAUGUCACCCGUCUGUCUCAGCACCGGAGCAGGGGUAGAUCCCUCACCAUGAAGCAUAGGAAUCAAACUGUCAAAGGCUCCAGAGCGCCAACUUUUCCUGAAUCUACUGUCACGUGGGGACGAGGAGGGCAGAACUAAGCCGAUCUGGCUAGGAUUAAAGUACAGAAGGGACUAGGACAGAGGGGACUAGAGUUGACCUCCCCUCCUUCAAAAUGGGUGUGCCGUCCUGGGGAGGGGUGAGUGUGUGUGUGGCGGGGGUGUUAUUGGAUGGCUCAGGCGCCUUGUGGUGUCCACCAGAACUCGCCCAUCACAGUCCGAAGCAACAACGGCGACAAUAACAGACCACAUUCACUUCCCUGAGCUCUCUGUGUUGAACCCCACCCCCACCCACCCAUCCUCCAUUUGAGCUAGACUGCAUUUGUUUAUAUCGCCGCUCCCCCUCCCCUAGGAUCAUCCAUUGUUCCCGCCGUUUUAAUCGGAGGGGUUUGAUUCUGAGCAGACCGUUGCAUUUCCCCUCUCACUGUCUUGUGGCCUCCCGUUAGUGGCGAGGCUGUAGGAAAGGCAGGGUGAGGGGCGGAGGGUGAGGUUGUCUAGAACCCCCCUCCCUCUGCCCGCAGUCCACCAGUGGGAGAAAAGGGGAAGUACAAGCCACACAGCAGGCAGGGCAGGAGAAGAAGAAAACCGUUUGCUUGAAAGUCCCAUUUCCUGCCCUACCAAUCAGUCGCUCACCUGAUCUCCAGGUCUCUGGAGUGCGGCAAUCAAUGUUUGUUUUUGAUUUUUUUUUUCCUGUUGCUGUUGUUGUUGAUGUUGUUGUUGUUUUUAGUUCCCCCCACACACACACAGAUUUUUUUUGUCUAAAGUAAAUAAGGAAAGAGCAACACUGCUGUACACAGGAAUAAGGAUUGGAAAAGGAAGGGGGUAAGUGGACAACGAUGCUCCAUUGAUGCAUAUGCACACACACCAAAGAGGAUAUACGUAUAUGUAGUCUAACUGCCCCCCUAAAAGAAAAAAAAAAAAAAAAAAAAGAAAAUGGUACAAAGCGACAGCACUUCUCCCUUCAGUCGUUCUCAACAGAGAGCUGUCCAAAGAUACCCUUGUUGUCUAGGAAAUGGACAUAGGAAACCAGUGGCUCCAUUGCACUGAUUUUGUUUUUGCUUUGUUUUUCUCUUGUUUUUCUUUUUGUAUCGGUACAAAUCAAAUCUAGGAAUCCAGACUAAGAUAGGCAAUUGCUGUAUUUCAGCCCCCACCGGACCCCCACCCUCCUCCCUUGCCAGCAAUUUUGAUUGAUUCAUGAUAGGAGGGGAAAUAAUAGGAUAGUUCUAGAUUAGCGUUUGCUCAUUGAGGUAAGAGAAUCGUGACUGAAAGGAACAAAGAGAUUAAGUGAUUUUUUAAAAAAAAAAAUUUUUUUUUUUUUAGAGCAGACUAAAAUUCUCACUAGCGGUUGCCUCUAGUGCCAGGUUCUCCUUAACUGGUUGUAAUUUAUAAAUUAACUGCAUUAUCGGGCUUAUCCCUGCUGCUGUCGAGGGCCGCAAGCUCGCACACAUCAACAUUGGCAAAGUGACUCCGGAUAUCCAGAGUAAACGGAGGGCCAACUCCACCCAUCACAGAACCAAAUUCUGACCCGCACGUUUUGUUAAUUUGACUGCUGAGAUAUUUCAUUGAGUAUUUAAACAAGAUGUCCUCACCAAUCACCAUCACUUUGAGUCAUUGGUCUUCUGUUUUUCCAAAUGGGUUGUUGCCCCCCCCCCCCGAUCUUCAUCAAAUUGGUAUGUUUAAGUUGAUUUUUACAUUCGGUGGGCCAAUAAAUCACAGCGUACUUACGAAUAUAGGCUUAUAUUAUUUGGCAAAGGAUUAUGGGAGAUCCCAACCCUCAAAUCCCCCCUCUGGUCUUGUUCAUUUUUGUACAAUGUCGUCUGUUGAUGUAGUAAAAACUAAAAGCGGAGGCUAAAUGCCUAAUGGAGUACGGUGCAGCACAGCCAGUAGGCUGGCAAUAAUCAAAUGAAGCAAGCACCUGGUCCACUUUGAGGAAGUUGGAAAAACCCAGUGGUAUAUUUUUGCUUUUUUUGGGGGGGGGGAUUUGUCCUUCUGCUAUAACCCCGGGGAGUCCACAUGGACCUCGUCAGUUUGGAAAAGCAAUAAACCGUAAGCUUUGGCGAACACAUGUGAUGAUUUCUGGUUCUGAAUCCCCGUUUUGUUGUAUCAGGUACAUGUGUUGUCCCCGGCCUGGAGAGGACUCACUAGCUGGAGGGCUUUGUAUGGAGAGGACUCACUAGCUGGAGGGGUUUGUAUGUGCGUAAUUAACUGUCCGCUUUUGUACUGUAAUUUUUCAUUUGAGUAUUAUAUCAGCAUUGUCUGAUUCUUCCUGUGCCUUUCAUUCAAAUGUUGUAUUUACAACUUUUAGUGGGUUUAAAUAUUGAAAUAAAUGAAGAUAUAUAUAUCUAUAUAUAUCUAUAUACUUA